AUGUGCUCCUAUACCUAUAGCUGGUACUACUGCAACCACGACUACUACAUCUGGGCCAACAGCAUCGAAAUCUGCCCCAACCGCCUGCUCAGCGGCUACUCCUACGACGCCUGGAGCAUCGACAUGUGCAAGAACAUGACCGUCAAGUGCGGCGGCUUCUCCAACUACUACUGCUCCGACUGCUCCGAGGACGUCGCCCUCGAGUACGAGCUGGACGAGAUGUAA
Molecule: messenger RNA, 225 nt
Organism: Lasiodiplodia theobromae
Lineage: Eukaryota; Fungi; Ascomycota; Dothideomycetes; Botryosphaeriales; Botryosphaeriaceae
Exons: 1
Coding region: 1-225 (74 amino acids)
Source: RefSeq, a predicted model, not a curated record